AUGGCCACCUUCCCAAGAUACCCGGAUCUCCAUGGCAAAGUCGCCCUGAUUAUGGGAGCCGGGCAAACGCAUGUACCAGGCUCGGAAGCAUGGGGCAAUGGGGCAGCUAUCGCUAGAUGUCUCGCACAAAACGGCGUCCAGGUUUUCGGCUGCGAUGUGAAUCUCCAGGCGGCAGGGCGCACCGCUUCACGCAUCCAGGCGGAAGGCGGGAAAUGUGAUAUCGUCCAAGCCGAUGUGACAUCGGAAGAGGACGUGAGGAGAGUUGUGGACGCCGUGAUGGCAAAGUAUGGCCGCAUCGAUAUCUUGAUCAACAACGUGGGCGCCACAGUAGCCGGUGACCCAGCCAGCAUGCCCCCCGAUGUCUGGGACAAACAAAUCAACCUCAACCUGAAAACGGUCUACCUAGCCUGCCAUGUGGUGCUUCCGAUCAUGGAAAAGCAAGGGUCGGGGUGCGUGGUCAAUAAUGCCUCCAUUGCGGACUUGAGGUACAUUGGAAAGCCACAGGUCGCGUAUUCGGCGGCAAAGGCGGCGGUGAUCCAGUUUACGAAGGUCACAGCGGUCAUGUACGCACCGAAAGGGGUUCGAUUGAACUCGGUCGUGCCGGGUUUCAUCCACACGCCUUUGGUGGAUAACUUCAAAUUCAGCGGCCAGCAAGAGGUUUAUGACAAGAUUACACAACAACCCGUCCCUUUGGGGCGCAUGGGGGAUGCGUUCGAUAUAGCCAACUCUGCAGUAUUUCUGGCCAGCAACGCGGCUAAAUACAUCACUGGACAGAUUUUGGUUGUGGAUGGUGGAUUUACAAGCUCUGCUGCUUCUCUAUAA
Molecule: messenger RNA, 822 nt
Organism: Aspergillus bombycis
Lineage: Eukaryota; Fungi; Ascomycota; Eurotiomycetes; Eurotiales; Aspergillaceae
Product: SDR family NAD(P)-dependent oxidoreductase
Exons: 1
Coding region: 1-822 (273 amino acids)
Molecular function (GO): oxidoreductase activity, acting on the CH-OH group of donors, NAD or NADP as acceptor
Source: RefSeq, a predicted model, not a curated record